AUGGCUCGUAUCUUCAUCACUGGUUCCAGCGACGGCAUCGGCCAAGCUGCAGCCAAAGUCCUUGCUGAACAGGGCCACUCCGUGGUCCUGCACGCACGAAACGCAGACCGCGCAGCCUCAGCCCACAAAGCCGUCCCGAAGGCCGAAGCCGUACUAGUCGGAGACCUGCGCUCGAUCUCCGAAACCAAGAAACUCGCCGAAGAAGCCAAUUCCCUGGGCCCCGGCGCCUUUGAUACAGUUAUUCACAACGCAGGAAUUGGCUACGGUGGCACAUCCAGCCGGGAAAUCACAGCGGAUACGAUCUCGGCUGUAUUCGCCGUCAACACUCUUGCACCAUACAUCCUUACCUGUCUAAUGAAGAGGCCUACAUCGCGCCUUCUUUAUAUGAGCUCGGAUAGUCACUACGGCGGUGAUGAGAACCUGCGGAAUAUUACGCAGUCGCAUUCUUACAGUGAUAGCAAGUUGCAUGAUACUAUGCUAGCCAAGGCGUUUGCUCGACGGUGGGGUGAGGAGAUUCAGGUGGUCAGCAUGCAUCCUGGCUGGGUCAGGACGAAGAUGGGAGGUUCGAUGGCUCCUGGGGGGUUGGAUAAGCCGACUAAGGCGCUUUCUGAAUGGGCUGUUGGCCAAGGGAAGUUGGCUAGCCUGAAGAGUGGAGCUUUCUUCACGACAAGCGGCGAGGAGUCGCCGCAUCCUGGGGCUGAUAAUGUAAGCAAGCAGGAGGAAUUGUUAAGGAUUUGCAAGGAAGUCUCUGGUGUAGAUAUUCCAGAGUAA
Messenger RNA from Penicillium cinerascens, 771 nucleotides. RefSeq lists its product as uncharacterized. Lineage: Eukaryota; Fungi; Ascomycota; Eurotiomycetes; Eurotiales; Aspergillaceae. The record is from RefSeq and is a predicted model, not a curated record. The transcript has a single exon. Bases 1 to 771 code for a protein of 256 amino acids.